This is a messenger RNA of Rhagoletis zephyria (snowberry fruit fly), 2364 nucleotides long. NCBI's taxonomy places the organism in Eukaryota, Metazoa, Arthropoda, Insecta, Diptera, Tephritidae. The record is from RefSeq and is a predicted model, not a curated record.
AUGGAGCCGGAAAUAUUCAAAGACAUGCAAUGGCUUGAUCUAAUUGAUCUCUCUCACAAUAAACUCACCACAGUAAAGAGAGGCUCUUUUCAGCGCAUGUUCAAGAUUGGAAUCAAUCUUUCAAACAACAACAUUUCUGUUAUCGAGUUCAAGGCGUUCCAGGAGCUGCAAAACAUCACUGAACUUGAUCUGAGUCACAACCAUCUGUCUAAUCUGAAAGGAAACAUUUUCGAUGAAUGCGACUGCACAGUGUUUCAUCUAAACCACAAUCUCAUUGCCAAUCUUUCCAAUUUCGACAUUUUCACAAAUCUGACAGGCAUGAAAUUGCUCAAUUUGUCUCAUAAUCUUUUGACUGAGUUAAACCGUAAGCAUUUUACUAACAAGAAACUGUUUGAGCUGAGUACCAUCGACCUGAGCAAUAAUUUAAUAAGCGAAAUCACCGGCAACGUCUUUGAAAAGUUUGUGUCUUUACGAACAAUCGAUUUGUCAUACAACCAAUUAGUCAAAAUAGGGUUCUCUGCUUUUGGCACUUUAAGUACACUUUUAACCUUGGACAUUUCACACAACAUGAUUAAAGAAAUCUCCAACGGUGGGGUCUCCAGUUUGCUUUCAGUAAAGACAAUCCACGCCAAUGACAAUCAACUGGAGAAGAUGUUUCCGAUUCCAGUGGCUGUAAACACCAUUUACCUGGAAAAUAAUUUUAUAUCCACUAUUCGCGGAAAUGCCUUUCCAGUAAUCAAUGCCAUUCUCGAGAUAUACCUGGACAACAACAACAUUAGCAAACUGGAGGGGGAUGCCUUUGCCACCUGUCUUUCUCUCAACACGCUCUCAUUGAAGCGAAACAAGCUGACCCAAGUGCCACAGGCAGCACUCUCUCCCCUAAGGUCGCUUCAAAACCUGGACCUGAGUUUCAAUGAGCUGACACAACUAGAUCGACAAGCAUUCGGUUCUCUACCCAUUCUCUUCAACCUGUGGCUGAGCAAUAAUUUAAUAGUCAACAUUAGUGACAAUGCCUUUGAGGGACUGCUGCAGCUGUUGACACUGAACAUGAGCAACAACCGAAUCGACCACAUUUCACCCGAUGUCUUUAAUACCAUGGUUUCACUGCAAUCAUUAGACUUGUCGUUCAACAGUCUUCGCAGUCUGGACAACAACACUCACAGCAUUUUUGAGCCACUGCUGUCUUUAAGUCAGUUGAAUUUGAGCCAUAACCAAAUUUCACUGGUGAAAGACCGCUCUUUUCCCCACUCGCCCUGGAUACCUUACAAGCUGCGACAUUUGGACCUAUCCUACAACACCAUUCCCCUGCUGACCUCGCACUUUGACAACGGUCUGAGCAAACUAGAGUGGCUCUCACUGCGUGGCAAUAUAAUCAACGAAAUCUAUCCUGAUACACUGGGCAACAUGACCCUGCUCAAACACCUUGAUUUGUCUAAAAAUCAACUUCGAAAAAUGCCGAAAGGCGCCUUUAGGCCAAGCAUGACCCAGCUCAAAUAUCUCGACCUUUCAAAAAAUAAAAUUUCACUCAUCACGAUGAGCGAGUUGACCGAGAUGGCCGCUCUGCGAUUGCUCGACUUGAGCGCCAACAAGCUGAUUAACAUCGAUGAGAGCCUUUUUGGCAAGAUUAAAAAAGGACUGCUUCUCAACUUUUACGAUAAUCAUCUGUACUGUGAUUGCAAGCUGAUGCCACUGGUGUCGUGGAUUUAUGCUGAAAAGCACAAGGCGCAACUGGAGGGUCAGCAGUCGCCGGUGUAUGAACACUGGUCGGCGCUUUCUUGCAAUGAUCCAAAACCGGUAAAUGGAAAAGCAAUGGUGGAACUAAGAGCCGACAUGCUCAACUGUGACAAGGCACAAGUGGCCAAGUACAAAAAGUACUUUCUCAGCUCAAGGCCAAUCAAAAUACGAGCUAUAGAAAAGUUUCGAAAACGACGACAAGACUCGAUUAAAGUGGUGUGGUUUGUGCAGAAUCGCAUUCAGGACAUUGCCUCAUUCAACGUUCUGCUGCGUCGUCAGGAGGAGGACUCCUUUAUGGUGAAUGAAACGGUGACCUACCUGAAGCGAGACUACCUCUUUACCAGUCUGCCAACGCACCACAAAUUCGUCGUCUGCAUCUUCCCCAUCGACUCGACGGGAGCUGUUCUCUCCGACUAUCUCAAUGAUUGUGUGCCCUUUCAUAAUGGCCCAGUCUCCGUUGAUUUGAUUGACGCCGAUCUAGCUGCGGAAGAGAGUGAUAGUACCAUUCCACUGUCGGUCAAUGGCGGAAAAUCGACUGUCAACUCCAGUGCCACCCCAAGCCAACCUGUGACCGAUUUGUGCAAUAUGCUUCUUCUCGUGUUCAUUGCAAAGUAUUUAUUUGUACACUGA